AUGACUUUCGCUAUCGAGAACGCUUUCGCUCUUGCGAUCUUGGGGGACCACAACCCGGACACCUCGACUACCAAAGACCUCAUCUACAGAACAGACUUGGCAUUCUGGAGAGUUAGCACUCGUAUCCUCGAGGGUAAUACAAGCCUUCCCAGCGAUAAAGCUGACGUCUUUGAGGGAACCUUCACCCUUUCCAUGCUCGGCGAACGCGUCACCUCCGGCGUCGAUGCCAACACUCUAGUUGCCUCGGCCACACAAGUCUAUCUCAGCAUCCGUGGACGCCUGAUCCGCGGCGAAUGCGUUCUUCCAUCUCCUCAAAGCACCAUGGGCACCAGAAGACCCGAUCCAUCCGUUAUUGUUCUGUUCGGCCUCAACACCGCGUUCCCUGCUACUGAAUCAGACGUCGCCGAGUACCCGGACAACAUCAUCAACGGUGAGUAUGAAGAAACGAUGUCGUUCAACCUGGAACUUAACCUUGCACUUGCUAUUCGCAUGGAGCAAGUGUCCACCAGCACAACUAACGAGGGCAUUCGUCGUGCUACCGAGAACGCAUUGCGAAAUAUCCAGCAGAGAUUCGAAAGCGGGAACUAUAAUCUCCCCAGAGCUACGAGAGCCUUUGAGCGACAGCUCAUCAUGGCAAUCCUUAUGGAACAGGAAACCCGGAACCUCGGCCUCGAAGCGCUCAUUAUACGAACAACGACAGCCUGGGGUCGCAUUUCGGCUCGCCUGAAUCAAGGCCGUACCCCCUUUCCCGAGCCUUACCAUGUCAUCGCUGAGGAUGGAGACGAAGACAUCUCGAUUCAGGAGCGUCUACGCAGAAUGGGACUCGAUCCCAACAGCUUCGAUCUCACCGGCUUCACCUCCAGCCUCCUAGAUGACCCUGCCAACAGCAAUAACGAUGGCACUGCCCAGCCUCACGCUGACAUGAGCGCUGCUAUUAGAACAAGCGGCAUUAUCUCUGGCCAAGCUGCAGUCUUCGCUCCCGUGGUUGCUGCCCCUGCUGCCGUUGUCGGCCAGAGUGGCAAGGUCGCCGCGUCUGGAAAGCCUCGGAACCGAAAGCGCGGCAAAGACAUGUAUGGGUGCAACGUCUGUAAUCAGGCCAAGAAGUACACUUCUGCCUGUACUCUUUACAGACACAAAAAGAAGAAGCACGGCAUCCCCACACCCGGAGAUCUCCGCAAGGAGAGACAGCGUGCCCUGCAGGAAAGCCAGGCCGCUCAAGCUGCCGUAGAUCCGGAUUCGUCCAAUGGAUCCGAUGGAGCCAACGAAGCUGGCGACGAAGAUGAGGAGAUGGAGGACGGAUUCGAGGAUGAAGAGAGUAAAUAA
Colletotrichum phormii is the source of this 1323-nucleotide messenger RNA. RefSeq lists its product as uncharacterized. The transcript has 3 exons. The record is from RefSeq and is a predicted model, not a curated record. Lineage: Eukaryota; Fungi; Ascomycota; Sordariomycetes; Glomerellales; Glomerellaceae. The coding region runs from base 1 to 1323 and encodes 440 amino acids.